UUAUUGGUUUUAUUACUAGUCACGUGCAUGCAUUAUUAUCAUGCAGGAGGUAAAGCCAACACGUAGCACCACGCGUCAUCUCCACAAUUCCUUCGCCGCCGCCGCCGCCCACCGCCGCAGCUCAUAAAUGAAAAAUAUCCCAAUCCGAUGGCGUUUCAUUUUCCGUCACAGGAAACAAAAAAAAAAAAAAAAAGAAAAAAAGAAAAGAAGAAGAGAGAUGCAGAACGAAGUAGAGAAGGAAAAGGACGAAAGUACCCCUCUAAUGGCACUGAACCACGUCUCUAGGGUUUGCAGAUCCGUGAAGGAAUCCGUCGAGUUCUACACAAAGAUACUGGGAUUCGUGGUUAUCGAACGGCCGGAGUCACUCGACUUCGACGGCGCGUGGCUUUUCAACUACGGCGUCGGAAUUCACCUGGUGCAGAGCAAAGACGAGGAGAAGCUGCCCAGAGAUAAGGACCGUUUGGACCCCAUGGAUAACCAUAUCUCCUUCCAGUGUGAGGAUAUGGAAGCGAUGGAGCAGAAGCUAAAGGAAAUGAACAUAAAGUGUAUGAAGCGGACGGUGGGGGAAGACGGCGGAGGAGGAGGCGGCGGCACCGCCAUAGACCAGCUGUUCUUCAAAGACCCAGAUGGGUUCAUGAUUGAGAUAUGCAACUGUGAGAAUUUGAAGCUGGUGCCUCAAAAUUCCAUCGGCCGGAUAAAACUUCCGUCCGAUAAGCAUAAUCCACCCGUUGAAACAGGGACGAACGGGAAUCGGUGAAACGACGCCGUCCGAGUUUUUAUUUUAGUUUUAUUUUGAGGUUUUAGA
Molecule: messenger RNA, 805 nt
Organism: Erythranthe guttata (spotted monkey flower)
Lineage: Eukaryota; Viridiplantae; Streptophyta; Magnoliopsida; Lamiales; Phrymaceae
Gene: GLYI8
Product: Lactoylglutathione lyase / glyoxalase I family protein
Source: RefSeq, a predicted model, not a curated record